ACACUUGCAGCGGUUUGCACAUAACAAGCAACAAAUAAUUUAGAUUCCAUUUUUUAAGGAAAACACAAACUUUAAUGUAUCAUAACAUUUCCUCAGAAGAUUACAACUCGUGCAGCUAAACAUGUGUACGAAGCAACAACUCACAGAAAACUAUUUUUACAAUUUGGCAGUUUGUUUUCCGACCUUUCCAUUGUCAAUAUUAAUUUUCUCAAAAAAGUUUCUCAGAAGAUAUCUCCGCAUAGCUAUACACGAUAAAUUCGAAACUCCUACGUUUAUUAUAGAAACACCACAUUAUCCCAACAGAUUCACUGGUAUAGCCUAUUGCACCAUUCUGCCUAUUACUGUAAAUAUAGACUAUGAAAUUUCCUUUUUUCUUAAAAUUACACAUUACAAAGGUUGCGUGAGCGUAACGUCGAUACUUCCAGCACUGUUGUAUCAUUUCAAUGAAACGUAUGUUACUUCCUAUGUACUUCCUUCCUACUUCGUGCGGAUAGGAUGUAUGUACAUCAAUAAAAUUACAUAGCGCACAAUGAAGAAUAUUAUUGAACGUUCAAACUCUAUAAGUUAAAACGCCUUUCUGCAGAGUUUGUGUGUGAUAAUACGCUGUAGAAUAGUAGACAAAAUAAAAUAAUGUAUAGUUCUUCUGCAAUAUCUGGAAAGUAAAUUACAUGCUGUACUCAGAAUAUUACAGUGAAAACUCAGUCCAUUUCUUAGUUUACAUGCUUAUUUUAUUACCUCUUACUGCAAACUUUUCCAGUGAUAAACAUGCAACCCCAUCAAAUCAUAUCUUCCAUACAAAAUGGAAGUACACGCGAUACACAAAAAUGUAAAUAACACAUUUGCAUUAAUUUCCUCAACUAUACCUGUGCAUAAUAAAAAUACUUGAAAUCCGUUCGAUACUAACGAAAGAGUUCCGCUCUCCUUGUAUCAGUUUGUAAUACGCGUACAAUAUACGUAACAGAACAUAGUCAUGCAAAGAAAAGUGACGUUAAAAGAAAUAAUUUUCAUCAUAAAAUUAAGUGUGCUCCCAAUUUGGUGUUGGCCAUUAUCAAAAAAUGCAACAAAAUUAAAAACGUUCUGUAUGAAACUAUAUCAAUUUUGGUGUAUCAUUAUAGCAAUAGCCUUAGAACUACCGUUAUUAUAUAGCGUUUCAAAUCACAUCAACGAUGCUGCUUUUAUAAUACAACAAUUAGUUGUAUCAAGCAGCAGUAUACAUAUUAUAUGUAACUUUAUUUCUUAUCAAAUGAAAUAUCAUAACAUACAAAAUGUUACUCACGAAAUGGAAAAAUUUUGCGAUUUAAUGAAGCCACGUGAAAAAGUUGUUAUUCAACGAUAUAUUGAUAAGUGUCUUGUAUUCUACUGUGCAAUCAUGUGUAUUUUUUAUUCUGUUGUAAUUUUUAUGAUCACACUGUUACCUAUACUGCAGCAUCAUCCAUUUCCAACAUUGGCCGAAUAUCCUUUUGACGUGUCUUAUCAACCACUAAAAACAAUAAUCUAUUUAUACCAAUCUAUAGUCGGCAUAAUGGCAGCAGCACACCUAUGCCUAAAUGUUUAUAUAGCUCUAUUGCUUUGGUUUACUUCGGCAAGAUUUGAGAUACUAAUUGAAAAUAUUAGGGAAACUACAAAUAUCUAUCAGUUGUUCAAAUGUAUUAAAGUACAUCAAGAAUUACUCGAGUACGCAAAAGAAGUUGUUUUAAUUGUCCGUCCUUUCGUAUCCAUAGCUAUAUUUUGUGGCACAUUUUGCACAAUACUUGUCUUUCUUGUGUUUGUUACACAUCAACCUAUGGCACUAAUGUGUCAAUUUACGGGAUUAGCUCUAACAACUUUAGGAGAAGUGUAUAUAUAUGCUUGGCCAGGAGAACAAUUAAUAUCCAUGGCAAGUAUUUGCUAAAUAUUAUUAUAUGUAUAUGUAUAAUAGAAACUAAAAUUAAAGUGCCAUUUUAAAGCAUUAUAUGAAUAAUUGAUAAAAUUCAAGAAAAAGAACUGAUUAAAUGUAUUAAUAAUUUGUAAUAAUUUAUCAGCAAUUGAAUACGGAAACCAGUUACUGGUAACAUUCCUCAGGUAACAUUCAGUUUGAUAAUCAAUGAUUGUAUAUGAUAAUCAGUUAUUACUAAUACUUUUCAAUUGAGGUUCAGUUUUAAUAAUAAUGACCAGUUUUUAUCAGUAACUGGUAAAAACGGUUUUAAUAUACUGAUUGUUUUGUUAUUUGUUAUAAUAAUAUCUAUCAAUUAUCUAUCAGUUAAUGUAAAAUGUCUUUAUCGGUUUUUUUUUUCUUAAGAGAAUGUAUGUAACUUUUCAAAAAAAUGAUUAUAAAAUGGUAUUACUAAAAGCAUUUUAAAGUUUAAAAAGUUUAAAGUUGACAAUAAAAUAUAAAGCUUUGAAAUGUUUUCACUUACACAAGACAUUCCAUCCGAGAGACAUCUAUACAAUAUAUAUCAUAUAGAUCGUACAUACAUAAUAUAACGUUGUAUAAAUUUUUGUAUCACAUAACGUCUACGCAAUGUCUGGGACGACAUGUAUAAUUGUAUAGACAGAAAUAAUCGCGCUCUAUAAUCAUUUUUGAAAAAGUUAUAUUACCUUUGAAUUUCAUCAAUAUUUUCCCGAUUUGAAUUAAUCCUCUAAUUUAUGUGCAUAAUACAUAAAUAGUAUCAUAAAUAAUAUUUAAUAUGUGUUUAAUACUUUUCGUAGUCAGGCAUAAAUAUAGCACAAGCA
Monomorium pharaonis (pharaoh ant) is the source of this 2712-nucleotide messenger RNA. RefSeq lists its product as uncharacterized. The transcript is spliced from 4 exons. Gene Ontology annotation, cellular component: plasma membrane. Gene Ontology annotation, biological process: detection of chemical stimulus involved in sensory perception of smell; sensory perception of smell. The record is from RefSeq and is a predicted model, not a curated record. Lineage: Eukaryota; Metazoa; Arthropoda; Insecta; Hymenoptera; Formicidae. The coding region runs from base 971 to 1891 and encodes 306 amino acids. Gene Ontology annotation, molecular function: olfactory receptor activity; odorant binding.